Messenger RNA from Salvelinus fontinalis (brook trout), 6226 nucleotides. RefSeq names its product WAPL cohesin release factor b (gene waplb). Lineage: Eukaryota; Metazoa; Chordata; Actinopteri; Salmoniformes; Salmonidae. Gene Ontology annotation, biological process: regulation of chromosome condensation. The transcript has 20 exons. The coding region runs from base 356 to 4000 and encodes 1214 amino acids. The record is from RefSeq and is a predicted model, not a curated record.
AAUGCCGUUGGAAGCAAAAAGACGAGGGAGGGGGAACUCGAAUGGAAGGCGUCGGUGCAACACAGAGGAGACAAUCGAGUUUGAUAGAGCUUUAAAAAAUGACUAUAUCAGACGUAAAACCAACAUUAUCAAAAUAACAUUGUUACCCAGGAUACACGGGACUUUUUACAGUAUUUGACUGUCCUAUAUCUGUCAUAACUACAGGCAGUUGAGCCUUGUUUAUAUUGUUUUGCAAGCGAGCUUUGAACAGGGUCGGGAGGCCCAAUCUGGUGCGGGAAGCGACCGCCUUCUUCCGAGUGUGUUGUUGAGUGGUUCGGUCUAUUCGCUCACCAAAGAAUAUGAGACAGGUGUCACGAUGACGUCUAGAUUUGGUAAAACCUACAGCCGUAAGGGAGGCGACGGCUCAUCAUCCAAGUUUGACGAGGUCCUGUCCAACAAGAGAGCGACGCUCAGCACCAAAUGGGGCGAGACGACAUACAAGGCCAAGGUGAGUUCCAAGCGCCCCGGCCAGAAGACUGAGGUGGCAGAGCAGCCCAAGAGGCCCAAACUCUCCAACGAGAGCUCCGAGGACCCCUUUGGGUUUGACAGCGAUGAGGAGUCAAAGACGGUCACCUCUCGCGUCCCACAGGCAAAAGCCUCCCCAGUCAAGCCGGCAUCCACAGAACUGCCCCCGGCAGGGAGGCCAGGCUUGUCCCUGGAGUCCAGCAGCAGAACCAGCCUUGCUCCCAGUAGAGCAACCUCUAGUCUGGGGAUUGACAGAACCCAACUGAGGGUCACCGAGGACACAGCCAGGUUCUUCAACACCACCCCCACAACAGCCAAGCCAAGCCAACCGAGCUGGUCUAAUGAGGGUGCGACUGCAGAGAAACAUAGCUACUCAUGGUACAGCAACGCCUCGGAGAGCGACAAGAAGCCCAUCGCUCAGACCACCACCCUAAAGAGUGAGGCCAAGUACUCGUACGACAACUGGGAUGCUGUGAUGCUUCUGGGGCCCACCUCGCCCACCCCAGAGCCCACUAGAAACCCCUCAAUGUGGGGUGGCGCGGGCAGCUACGGCCUGGGUCUGGCCAGGGAGGACAAGCCAUCCCCAGAGCCGACCCCCAGUUACGUAGUGGGCCAGAGGGAUUUCGAAGUCCCCAUCGAGCCCUCCGAGUCCCAGGACCACUCCCAGUCUCUCCUCAGGGCUAGCACCAACUGCCGGACCUACCACCGGCCCAACAAAGGCAAGCAGGCCGGGGACUCUGACAGCACCAGUAGUACUAGCACCAGUACCAGCACAUCCUUCAGUAGUGGGCCCGGAUCUAGCCUACUCAAGACCAACAAUACGGAGAACAGCAACAAGCCGGCGGGCCGUGGGAGGACGAGAGACUACACAGUGCUGCACCCGUCCUGCCUGUCGAUGUUUAACGUCACUAUUCAGGACCGGGUCAUGGAGGAAUACACCCCCGCUUCCGCCGUGGCUGCCCCCCUGACAGACCCGGGAGAGGCUGGCCGACUGAAAAAGAAGAAUGAACCAGCACCGGCCAAGCCCAUCAGGUUCAGACCUACACAGAGCAAGGCCAAGAAAGACACCAAGCUGGACUUCUUUGGCUUCGAGGAAAACGAGGCAGGCCGUGGUGCCAACCAGGAGGAGGGCAGUUCUGACCCUGUGGCAUCCGGCAGCUCCAAUUACAAGAUUAAGUACUUUGGCUUUGACGAUAUGAGCGGCAGUGACAGCGACGAAGACGAGGACUCCCACGCCAAAGAGAGGAAGGCUAAGAGGGCUAUAGCCACCGCUGCUGCAGCCACAGCCUCCCUUGCUGCCAUGGAGAUGAGGGUGGACAGCCCCCUGUCCAGCAGUGAGGAGCUGGACAGUCAGACCAGCAGCAACACAGGUCAGGGACAGGACCUCAGGCGAGAUGUGAUGGACUUCCCAGAGGACAACUCUGCCUCUGUGGGCCUAGAGAUGCCCAGGAGACCUCAGGCAAAACAGCUGGAGAAAUCAAAGGAGAGCAGGGAGACCAAUAGGAAGAUCUUCAGUGGACCCAAAAAGUCUCCCACUAAAGCUGUGUACAACGCCAGACACUGGAACAGAGAGCCAGAGGAGCUGCCCCCGCCACACGUACCCCGAUCAACCACUGCACCCGCAAGCCAGUCGAGCGGGAGCAGCAAGGAUGCCAACUCUCACAAAGACGACGGCCUGUUCAAAGCGCCGCCAUGCCCGCCGCCCAAAGUCAUCAAGUCUGUGUCGUUCCCCACCGAGCCCUACCAGGACAUUGUCACUGCACUGAAAUGCAGGAAAGAGCACAAGGAGCUAUACACAGUAGUCCAGCAUGUCAAGCACUUCAACGACGUGGUGGAGUUUGGCGAGAACCAGGAGUUCACCGAUGACUUUGAGUACCUGGCCACUGGCUUGAAGAGUGGCCAGCCUCUCAACACACGCUGCCUUAGUAUCAUUAGCCUGGCCACCAGGUGUGCCAUGCCCAGCUUCAGAAUGCACCUGCGGGCCAGAGGGAAGGUGGCCCAGGUCUUCAAGACUCUCAACGAUGCCCCACAGCACCCGAACCUCUCCCUGUGUACGGCCAGUCUGAUGUACAUCCUGAGCCGAGACCGACUCAACAUGGACCUGGACCGGGCCAGUCUAGACCUGAUGAUCCGCCUGCUGGAGCUGGAGGGGGACCACUCUGUGUCCAAGGACAACCAGCUCACUGCCAAGGAGAUGUCAAAGGUCAAGGAGAAGAUCCGCAAGCUGUGCGACACGGUGCACAACAAGCACCUGGACCUGGAGAACAUCACGACGGGGCAUUUAGCCAUGGAGACCUUGUUAUCGCUGACCUCCAAGCGGGCUGGGGACUGGUUUAAAGAGGAGCUUAGGCUCCUGGGAGGCCUGGACCACAUAGUGGAUAAAGUGAAAGAAUGUGUGGAGAACCUGAGCCACGAGGAUGACAAGGAGAAGCUGGUGGCAUCGCUGUGGGGAGCCGAGAGGUGUCUACGUGUGCUGGAGAGCGUAACUGUUCACAACCCAGAGAACCAGGGCUACCUGAUUGCUUAUAAGGACUCUCAGCUUAUCUGCUCCUCAGCCAAGGCCCUGUGGCACUGCGAGGAGAUGAUCCAGCGCUACGGCCAGGAGACUGGGGUGAACAGUGCCCUGUGCUCGGCGGGCACCGCCCUGCCAUACGCCAGCCACAGCAAUGUGGGUAAGGCCGUGGAGGACUGCAUGAAGGCCAUCAUCGGCGUGCUGCUCAACCUCACCCACGACAAUGAGUGGGGAAGCACGAAGACAGGCGAGCAGGAGGACAUGAUCAUGACAGCUUUGAACUGUGUGCUCCGCGUCCCACAGUACCUUCAUCAGGAGAGGAGGUUCGACAUCCGAGUACUGGGUCUGGGUCUGCUGAUCAACCUGGUGGAGUACAGUGCCAGGAACCGCCACUGUCUGAUGGAGAUGGAGAUGGACGGAGGAGCUCCCUUCAACUCUGUCCUGGUGGCUGACAAAGAGGAGCUCAAGACGGAAGGAUCGCUCACUGCCAUCGCUGCCCUGGUGCAGCUCUUCCUCCAGCGGGAGCAAGCGGCCAUAGCGGCAGAGGCGGAGACGGAUGACUUCAUCAACGACGUGCCCAAACCCAAGCUGGACCAGAGCGGCGAGUGGCAGGAGUCUGGUGGCGAGAUCCAGUGGGUGGCCUCGGAGAACAACAACACCAACACCAACACCGUCAGCGAGAAGGAGAAGGCCAAGAAAGAGGAGGAAAACGAGGAGCUAGACCUUACCAAAGCUCUGCAGCAUGCUGGGAAGCACAUGGAGGACAGCAUCGUGGCCUCCUACACUGCUCUGCUACUGGGCUGUCUCUGCCAGGGCAGUCCGAUGAAUGUGACUACUGUGAGGGAAAACCUGCCCAAAGGAGAUUUCUCAAUAAUGACAGAAAUGCUCAAGAAGUUCCUAAAUUUCAUGAAUCUUACAUGUGAUGUGGGCACCGCAGGGCAGAAGUCCAUCUCUCGGGUCAUUGACUAUCUGGAGCACUGUUAGAGGCCUGACUCUGUGGGGAGGGACCACACUGGGGGCUGACUGCUCGUCUCACACCAGGACAGUUGGGUAGACCCAAGUCCAGACACACACACACACACACACAUCACACACACACACACACAUCACACAGCCUGCUAAUAACAACCACCUAUCUUCAUCAUCGUCAACACCACGUUCACUAUACAUACUGUGAUGGCCUCCCUUCAAACAGGCGAGGCCUGAAGCACUGGUUCAGCAUUCCACCGCUCCUAUUAUGACGUCUGUUUGGAACAGGAGAACUCUGAGCAGAUAACAGAAAAUAAGAACAACCUUCCGUUUAUAUUCUAGACGUUCUGUGUUCCAAACAGUUUUUUGUCUUCUGUUCCCUCACGAAAUUGUAAUUUAUGAUUCUCAGAAUGAUAUUCAUUAAAUGUCGAUUUUGGGGGGGGGGGGGGGGGGGGGUUGUGACCCUUUUUCUUCAUUCGAUACCCCUAAUUGUGCUAUUCAGGUUGUACAUUUAUAUAAAAACUCCUAUCCCAAAUCAAUAUGUCGCCUUCUUGCUACAUCUGCCACAUCCUCCAUUGUUUUUUUCUGCCUGCUGUAAAAGAUGUCUCUCUCCCUGCCUCCCUCCUCUGUUUACUUCCGAUUUGUCAUCAAAGUGCCUGUGUGCCUGACCCCCCCCCCCCCCCUGAAUGCGAAGAAAGCAUUCAGCAGUGACCCACACAACUGGAAUAGGAACACGAAGCAAAAGCUCUCAGCCCGCUUUGAAAUGCUGAAGCCCCCAGAGCCCAACGGCCCCACUGCACUGAAGCUCUUUUAUUGCCUUCGCGACUGUCCUUUUUGUGUGUGUGUGUGUGUGUGUGUGUGUGUGUUCUAAAAAACCCUCUGUCGUUGAGGGGAGGGUGUGAAAAGGUUUAGAAAUGAACCAAUAGAUUUUCUUUCCGUUUCGAAGUACAUGGAGUACACCUCACCUCUGUCCAAGUCGAUACUUUCGGAGAUUGUAGGUCUUCAAGGACAAACCUGAAAUGGUCCUCAUCUGUAGUUUCACUAACGUGAGAGAACUACAUCAUUUAAUCUAUACCCCCCCCCUUAUCAUUAUUGGUUAUGGCCAACAGGAAAGUAUGGAUGUUUGUCUUUAAUUUGUAUUGCAGAGACUAUUGGGUCGGAAUGACCACCACAGUGCUUCAGCUAGCUGUUAAAGGCUGUAGAACACAUAAGUGUUGGUUUUCUGUUGCUGAAUAAAUACAUGCCAGUCUGGCAUUAAGUUAUAUUCUUCCUCCUCUCUUCAACGCUGCAAUUUCUUUUUAAGCUUUUCUCAAAAAAAUCUACUGGACUAAAAGACUACAGUGUUUUCUUUUUGCUUUUCAAACUUUUUAAUUUAAGCACUUGAAUUGAUAAGAGCGCUGUUCAUGAACUGAGCCUCUCAGUUUAACAGUUGCUGUAUCCAUGCUCCCUCCGUUCUGAGUUUCAUAAUGUGAUGCCCAUUAUAUAACUAACCUGUUUCAUAGCCAGUGUUCUCAGUUUUGUUCAAUUCAGGCUUGAUUGGGACUGCUAUCGGCUGCGUGACGUUGUCAGCUAAUUCAUUGGUUAUAUGCUGUUUCCCAUAGUUUUCUCCUAUAAAACUGUAAAAUCCUCUUCUCCCAGCUUGAAUGCGGAGGUUAGUCGGUCGUGGGGCUGUUUGGGGUUAAGAUGUACAGAAUUGGGGAGAUGAAGUUUCCCUCUUUUUAUUUCCUAAAGUUGCGUUCAUUCCCCCUUGUAUAUUUACGACAUGUUUUUGUUUCUCUUCUAAGACGCGCACGCACACCCACAGCCACGCAGACAUUAAAGCUUCAGCCAUCUCCAUGCACACACCCUCAUCGAUACUUUCUAAGCUGUUAAGCCUCUUGUAUUUCAAUCUGAUGUACGCUGUAGUCGGGAGCCACACCAGUCGUUUAAAAAAAAAAAAAAAAAAAAAAAAUUGGCUUAAUUAACACUUCUGAAGUUUACAAGAGCUUUAUUCACAAAUCUGGAAAUGGAUGGAACAAUGUAAAUACUUUUGUAAAUAUUGGAAAUGUAGAAAUGGUAGACUACUUUUCUGAAUCCAAUCCAAUUUAUUUUAUACAGCAUUUUCAGUUGUGUUAUUUGAAAGACAGAUUUAAAAAGGUGUAAAAAGGCAAAUGCAGGAACAUGCUCUUUGUACCAAUUUCAAGAAUGUCUUUGGUUACUUGUAUAUAAUUUUAACUUGAAUAAAAAUUGCUACUUUCAGUA